AGCUGGCCGCAGCUGGACCGCCGCUGUCCGCGCGCACCUCUCCAUCCAGCCAGGACGCGCUCAACGCUCCCCGGUCACAGCCGCUGCCCAGGGGCCCGGAGCCGCCGAUAGGAAGAGCCAGGCCGAGGCGACGCGCACGUCACCAACUUCUUCCCCGUUUCUUAAAAAAAAAGCCCCUUGCCUCUCCCCCGCUUCAUCCGCCAAAAUUCCCCCCCAGGGCGGCUGCGCGGGUUUCCUGUUGUCCCGCAGGUGGUCGGUCUUCUUGGUGACCGCCGUCGCGAUGGUUCUGCUGGCUCUGGCCGUCGCCGUCCCGCUGCUUCUGCUGCGCGCACCCGCCGAGACCUCCGCGCGCUACUACGAGAUGAUGGGCACCUGUCGGAUGGUCUGCGACCCGUACACCCCGAAACCGGGCGGCGCCAGCGCCGUAGAGGUGAUCCAGAACGUGAACGGCGUCGCUCCGCAGCCGCCCAUGGCGCAGGGGAGUCGCGGGGAGCCGGGGAGACCGGGCAAACCCGGAUCCAGGGGCCCGCCGGGAGAGCCCGGACCUCCGGGUCCGAGGGGACCGCCAGGGCUGCGCGGCGACGGCAGACUCGCCCUCCCCGCGGUGACCGGGUCCGCAGGUCCCGAGAACGGAGAGACGGAGGGCGCGAACUCCUCCGCCAACGGAUACCGGAUCGCGUUCUACGUCGGCCUGAAGAACCCGCACGAGGGGUACGAGGUGCUGAAGUUUGACGACGUGAUCACAAACUUGGGGAAACACUACGACGCGAACACCGGGAAGUUCACCUGCCACAUGUCCGGGAUCUACUUCUUCACCUACCAUGUGUUGAUGCGCGGAGGGGACGGGACCAGCAUGUGGGCCGACCUGUGCAAGAACGGACAGGUGCGAGCCAGCGCCAUCGCCCAGGACGCCGACCAGAACUACGACUACGCCAGCAACAGCGCCGUGCUGCACCUGGACUCCGGGGACGAGGUCUACGUCAAGCUGGACGGCGGCAAGGCCCACGGUGGCAACAACAACAAGUACAGCACCUUCUCCGGCUUCAUCCUGUACCCCGACUAGACGGGCAGCGCGGAGCCACCCCGAGAAACUGUUCACAUCCAAAAGCCCCAACAUGUUUUGCCCCCGGUUUGAAGACACGCCUCCCGCCCGCACGCCCCGGCUUCUUAUCUGCGUCCGUAUGUUCCGUUCGUUUAGCGAGAGACCUCCUUUCCGUUCGAUUCGACCCGAGUAUUCGACUCCGCUGCUGUCACCAGAGUACGUAUCUCACUGCCGCAGACCUACAGCAAAACACCCCCUCGAACGUGCCCAGAGCCGAGGACGCAUCAUUCUUAAGUUCCUUUGACACAUUUAUAAAAAUACUGUAAGGGGGAAGCGGCGCGUAGCCCCCCAGAGCCGGCUGCCCACUGUGCGUAUUAAUGGCGCCGGGUAUUCCAGGCUGGAAUGGCAGCAGAGAGAAGGGCGGGAAAAGUAAUAAGAAAAUCAGGAUAUCCAGAGCCAACGUCAGGGAUGAAGAGAACCUCACCCGGCGAGGACAUAAGGCCCGGUCACAACGGUAAUUUAACAUGAGGACAUUUUAUGGCAACUUAGUGUAUUCUUCUGCAGGCUCUUUUUUCAACUUGGUUGAUUCGCACCGCCAGGAAAAUUGUUUCACCAACUGUUUUACUGAAGGGGGGGUGAUUGUUCCCGGUAGUUACAAGGCGGGAGCCAUUUAAUUAAGCAGUGAAUCGUUAGCGACUCAGCAGAUAUUGAAUCUGAAACUAUUUUGAUUUAUUUUGAUUUAGCGACUCAGCUAUCAAGCUUGCAACCGACGGUUGGUUAGCUUGUAGCCACGACUUUUAAAUGAAGGCCCGUGACCUUCUCUUUGACCCCAGGGGACUAUGACACAAAACUACUGUGGCUGUCUACCGCUAGCAUGACCUCAUCCGGCUAGCCUAUUAGCCGUUAGCUUUCCAGCCAGUCAUCGAUCUCCCACAACCAAAUAUUUUCCAGCGGUGUUCGUUUGGUUAAUGAAAUAAGGAUACGUGAAUAAUUGUCAUUCUUUUGUUUUACUUAUUUAUUUAUUAUCCGCCCGCACGUAAGCGCAUCGUCGGCAUACAUGGCAAAAUGGCGGCAACGUCUUAAACUGGAGCACCUGGAUACUGGAUAAGCCCGACCGGAUAUAGAAGAUGCCAUCGGACGAAACGGUCCUACGAGGCCGGAGGGGCGCUUUCCAAACCGCGCCAGACGAGUCGUGUUCGGUGUUUCACUAAAUAACCCAGUAACCACAAGUGAACGAUAGAAAGUGUCUCGCAUCAAUAUCAAAUCGGUUCAAUUUAGUUAUCAGGUAUGCCAAUAAAUAUUGUUUGACAAAAUGUUG
Messenger RNA from Gasterosteus aculeatus aculeatus (three-spined stickleback), 2360 nucleotides. RefSeq names its product complement component 1, q subcomponent-like 2 (gene c1ql2). The record is from RefSeq and is a predicted model, not a curated record. Gene Ontology annotation, molecular function: protein binding. NCBI's taxonomy places the organism in Eukaryota, Metazoa, Chordata, Actinopteri, Perciformes, Gasterosteidae.